This is a messenger RNA of Chrysochloris asiatica (Cape golden mole), 2436 nucleotides long. It is a transcript of the gene NCBP1, whose product is annotated as nuclear cap binding protein subunit 1, 80kDa. The coding region runs from base 9 to 2378 and encodes 789 amino acids. Gene Ontology annotation, cellular component: nucleus; nuclear cap binding complex. Gene Ontology annotation, molecular function: RNA cap binding; mRNA binding; protein binding. The transcript is spliced from 23 exons. Gene Ontology annotation, biological process: mRNA export from nucleus; nuclear-transcribed mRNA catabolic process, nonsense-mediated decay; regulation of mRNA processing. The record is from RefSeq and is a predicted model, not a curated record. Lineage: Eukaryota; Metazoa; Chordata; Mammalia; Afrosoricida; Chrysochloridae.
UGUGCGUCAUGUCGCGGCGGCGGCACAGCGACGAGAAUGACGGGGGCCAACCUCACAAAAGGAGAAAGACAUCUGAUGCAAAUGCAACUGAAGAUCAUUUGGAAUCUUUAAUUUGCAAAGUUGGGGAAAAGAGUGUCUGUUCUUUGGAGAGCAACCUAGAAGGCCUAGCUGGUGUUUUGGAAGCUGAUCUUCCUAACUACAAGAGCAAGAUCUUAAGGAUUCUUUGUACAGUUGCGCGUCUGUUACCUGAGAAGUUGACAAUUUAUACAACAUUGGUUGGACUGCUGAAUGCCAGAAAUUACAAUUUUGGUGGAGAAUUUGUAGAAGCCAUGAUUCGCCAACUUAAAGAAUCAUUGAAAGCAAACAACUAUAAUGAAGCUGUAUAUUUGGUUCGUUUUUUAUCUGGUCUUGUGAAUUGUCAUGUAAUCUCUGCCCCUUCAAUGGUUGCUAUGUUUGAAAAUUUUGUAAGUGUAACUCAGGAAGAUGUACCUCAGGUGCGACAGGAUUGGUAUGUGUAUGCAUUCUUGUCAUCUCUGCCCUGGGUUGGAAAGGAAUUGUAUGAAAAGAAAGAUGCAGAGAUGGACCGCAUCUUCGCCAACACCGAAAGCUACUUGAAAAGACGGCAAAAGACUCAUAUACCCAUGCUACAAGUAUGGACUGCUGAUAAACCGCAUCCCCAAGAAGAGUAUUUAGAUUGCCUGUGGGCCCAGAUUCAGAAAUUGAAAAAGGAUUGCUGGCAGGAACGGCACAUCCUAAGACCUUACCUUGCCUUUGACAGCAUUCUGUGUGAAGCACUGCAACACAAUCUGCCUCCUUUUACGCCACCUCCUCACACGGAAGACUCAGUGUACCCGAUGCCAAGGGUCAUCUUUAGAAUGUUUGAUUACACAGAUGACCCUGAGGGUCCGGUUAUGCCAGGGAGUCAUUCAGUGGAAAGAUUUGUAAUAGAAGAGAAUCUUCACUGCAUCAUUAAGUCCCACUGGAAGGAAAGGAAGACUUGUGCUGCACAGCUAUUGAGCUAUCCAGGGAAGAACAAGAUCCCUUUGAACUACCACAUAGUUGAGGUCAUUUUUGCAGAGCUGUUUCAGCUUCCAGCACCUCCUCACAUUGAUGUGAUGUACACAACACUUCUCAUUGAACUGUGCAAACUUCAGCCUGGCUCUUUGCCCCAAGUUCUUGCACAGGCCACUGAAAUGUUAUACAUGCGUUUGGACACAAUGAAUACCACAUGCGUAGACAGGUUUAUUAAUUGGUUUUCCCAUCAUCUAAGUAACUUCCAAUUCCGUUGGAGCUGGGAAGAUUGGUCAGAUUGUCUUGCUCAAGAUCUUGAAAGUCCCAAACCAAAGUUUGUAAGAGAAGUACUGGAAAAAUGUAUGAGGUUGUCUUACCACCAACGUAUAUUAGAUAUUGUUCCAUCUACCUUCUCAACUCUAUGUCCUGCAAACCCAACCUGCAUUUACAAGUACGGAGAUGAAAGUAGCAAUUCUCUUCCUGGGCAUUCUGUUGCCCUCUGCUUAUCUGUUGCUUUUAAAAGUAAGGCAACCAAUAAUGAAAUCUUCAACAUUCUGAAAGAUGUACCAAACCCUAACCAGGAUGACGAUGACGAUGAAGGAUUCAGUUUUAAUCCAUUGAAAAUAGAAGUCUUUGUACAGACUCUGCUGCACUUGGCAGCCAAAUCGUUCAGCCACUCUUUCAGUGCUCUUGCAAAGUUUCAUGAAGUCUUCAAAACCCUAGCUGACGGCGAUGAGGGAAAGUUACAUGUCCUAAGUGUUAUGUUUCAGGUCUGGCGAAACCAUCCACAGAUGAUUUCUGUACUCGUGGAUAAGAUGAUUCGGACACAGAUUGUUGACUGUGCUGCAGUAGCAAACUGGAUCUUCUCUCCCGAACUUUCUCGUGACUUCACUAGAUUGUUUGUUUGGGAAAUCUUGCACUCCACAAUUCGUAAAAUGAGCAAACAUGUUCUGAAGAUCCAGAAAGAGCUAGAAGAAGCUAAAGAAAAACUUGCAAGGCAGCACAAACGGCGAAGUGAUGAUGAUGACAGAAGCAGUGACAGGAAAGACGGGGCUCUAGAGGAGCAAAUAGAAAGACUGCAGGAGAAAGUGGAAUCUGCUCAGAGCGAGCAGAAGAAUCUCUUCCUUGUCAUAUUUCAGCGUUUUAUUAUGAUCUUGACCGAGCACUUAGUGCGGUGUGAAACUGAUGGGACCAAUGUUCUGACGUCAUGGUAUAAGAACUGUAUAGAGAGGCUCCAACAGAUCUUCCUACAGCAUCACCAAAUAAUCCAGCAGUACAUGGUAACCCUGGAGAACCUCCUCUUCACUGCUGAAUUAGAUCCGCACAUCCUGGCUGUGUUCCAGCAGUUCUGUGCCCUGCAGGCCUAACGGUCAUUUUCCCCUCAUGUCAAGAUUUUUUUUAAUAUCUUAAAAUAAUUUGUCUUAU